AUGUCUGAGACUGCACGGGCGCCCGAGACGGAGCCAGCUGAAGGGGUCAGCUUGGAGACCCAGAUCCUCACCGUCACAGUGUCGCUCCUCAGCGGACGGUCCGUCCAAGUUCCCGCUACAGCCAGCACGGCACUUGGUGAGAUUCGAGAGGAGGCCGCUCGCUUGUUGGGGGUCCCCCUCGCCAGCUUGGUGCACGCAGAUGGCUCAGGGGUUGAUGAGCAGCAAACCCUGGCAGAUGCGGGCCUCGAUCUGGGGCAGCCGCUACAAGCUCUGGUGCGCACGACCAUCGAGGUGGGUGACCUGGUGAAGGUCGAAGACGGAGUGACGCCAUCCUAUGGAUGGGGUCAGGUCAAGGCUGGCGAUGUUGGGAAAGUCCACUCCAUCGAAGGACGCAAUGUCUCUGUCCACUUCCCGACACAUUCAGGGUGGAGUGGGAAACUCGACGAGAUGGAGCUGGUUCAGGCGAAGGAGGUGAGGAAACAGCCACCAAAAAGCACAAUCGAUGUGGGAUGCAUCGUGAAAGUCCGCGAGGGAGUGACGCCGCGCUAUGGCUGGGGCGAUGUCAAGCCCGGCGAGUGUGGGAAAGUUGUCUCCAUAAGUGGCGACAACGUCGUUAUCAACACUGAGAGCCAGUCAGGAUGGAGUUGUCGUCUCGACGAGAUCGAGGUGGUCGAAGCUGUCGGUCCAGAACCCGAGGGAAGGGCUGGCCUCGAUGUGGGGCAGCCGCCACAAGCUCUGGUGCGCACGACCAUCGAGGUGGGAGACUUGGUGAAGGUCCAAGACGGAGUGACGCCAUCUUACGGCUGGGGUCAGGUCAAGGCUGGCGACAUUGGGAAAGUCCACUCCAUCCAAGGAGGCAAUGUCUCUGUCCACUUCCCGGGGAAUUCAGGGUGGAGUGGGAAACUCGACGAGAUGGAGCUGGUUCAGGCACAGGAGGCGCCGGAGAGGAGCGAAAUCGUUGUGGGAUGCAUCGUGAAAGUCCGCGAUGGAGUGACGCCGCGCUAUGGCUGGGGCGAUGUCAAGCCCGGCGAGUGUGGGAAAGUUGUCUCCGUAAGUGGCGACAACGUCGUUAUCAACACUGAGAGCCAGUCAGGGCUUUCAAGAGGUAUUCGAGGAUGGAGCGCGCGCCUCGAGGAGCUCGAGGUGGUCGAAGCAGUCAGUCCCGAACCCGAGGUGACAGUGAAGGUUGCCUUGCUCAGCGGACGUUCCGUCGAAGUUUCAACGACGGCCAGCACUUCCCUCCGCGAGAUCCGGGCCAAGGCCGCUCAUCUAUUGGAUGUCCGCCUUUCGAAACUGGUACAUGCGGAUGGCUCGAUGUUCGAUGAGACACAGAGCCUGGCUGAUGCCGGGAUCGAUCUCCGGGAGCCGCUGCAAGCCGUGGUGCGCAAUUGUGAAUUGCAGGUGGGGGACAUGGUGAGAGUCCGAGACGAUGUCGAAAAUCCCAGGCAUGGCUGGGGCAGCGUCCAGCGUGGCGACCAUGGGCGAGUUACGGCCAUCAAUGAAGAGAACGCCACGGUUAAUUUUCCCAGUCAGUCGGGCUGGGCAGGUAAUAUCGACGAGCUAGAGCUCUGCUAG
This is a messenger RNA of Symbiodinium natans, 1575 nucleotides long. The record is from the annotation of a GenBank genome assembly. Lineage: Eukaryota; Dinophyceae; Suessiales; Symbiodiniaceae.